This is a messenger RNA of Malania oleifera, 835 nucleotides long. RefSeq names its product non-specific lipid-transfer protein 2-like. Bases 305 to 589 code for a protein of 94 amino acids. The transcript has a single exon. NCBI's taxonomy places the organism in Eukaryota, Viridiplantae, Streptophyta, Magnoliopsida, Santalales, Ximeniaceae. Gene Ontology annotation, biological process: lipid transport. The record is from RefSeq and is a predicted model, not a curated record.
UCAUUAUUUAUUACGCCCACUGCUCGAUGCUAAUUGCGCCCUCCACCAUCGCCUCAUUCAUGCUCUGUCUCCAAACAAGAAUCCAACGCUUUCAUCAUAUCUAUUUACUGUACCAUUAGCCAAGGCGCACGCAAUCCAAAUCUCUCCAACGGGUGGGCCCAAGCCCAAGCCCAAGCCCAAUCUCGCCCAACUUCCAUCUUUAAAUUGCGAGGAACCCAUUGUAGAAAGACACCAAACACAUUACUCUCUCUCUCUCUCUCUCAAUAUUUGUGAUUGCAGGCAACCAGCUGGAGUGCGGAGGAAGAUGAAGAUUUCACUUGUUGCAGUGGUGUGUGCGGUGGUAGUGUUGAUGCUGAUGGGGGAAGCCCAAGUGACGCGGGCAGCGUCGUGCAACCCAGUUCAACUAAGCCCGUGCUUGGGGGCAAUCACCUCAUCAGCAAAACCCUCUGGCUUGUGCUGCGCCAGGCUGAAGGAGCAGCAACCCUGCCUGUGUGGGUACCUCAAGAACCCCAGUCUCAAGCAGUACGUCAACUCUCCCAACGCCAAAAGGGUUGCCGCCACCUGUCACGUCCCCUCGCCGUCUUGCUGAAAUCUGUUUUUAUAUAUAUAUAUUUACCGUUGCUUAAGAUUAGUGCUACUCGAUGAGUGUACCAUGUAAAUUGCUGGCAGCACUUAACUGUUGCAGCUAGCUAGCUAGCAGUCUGUUUGCCAUUCUAUUUAUGUUUACUGCUCCAGUGCUUCAAGGGGUUAUAAACUGGUGGCAAAAAAUGGAACUUGCUUUUUCCAGCUCAAAGAAAAUAAAUUAAAUAAAUUUGCGAAGACUAUCCCCUUUAAA